CGAACUGGCCCCGACGAUCUUGUCUCCUCCAUUCUCUCUAAGGUGGUGCAAACAGAUGGAGGAGUUUUGCUGAAGAAGGAAGAGCAUAAAGAGGUGGCUGAAGUGGCUCAGGAACUGCAGAAGUAUUGCGUGAGUGAACCAGUGAAAUGCCCUUUAAUAUUUGGAGAGUGGGAUGUAGUGUACUGUUCCCGACCAACGUCACCUGGAGGUGGCUAUAGAAGUGCAUUUGGCCGCCUUUUCUUUAACACAAAGCAAAUGGUUCAGGCUGUUGAAGCUCCUGAUAUUGUGAGAAACAAGGUCGUGUUGUCUGUUUUAGGCUUUCUGGAUGUGGAGGUGUCACUGAAGGGAAAACUCAAGGCUCUGGAUAGUGAAUGGAUUCAAGUUAUAUUCGAAGCACCUGAAUUGAAGGUAGGAUCAUGGCAGGUCCAAUAUGGUGGUCAGAGUGAAGUUAAACUCAAAAUCACUUAUGUUGAUGACAAAAUCAGGUUAGGACUGGGUUCCAGAGGUUCCCUGUUUGUUUUUAAAAGAAUAUGAAAUCAAAAUGCAAUAAGAAAAAUCCUUUCAGGGAAAGUUCUGUCAAGUUUGUAACUUGACACCCUGCACAAUUUCAUGUAUAAUAUGAUUAUGACUAUAUGAGUAGGAGCUUGAAGAGACCGUGUUACUCUUUGGCUAGUUUGUCUCAAAAUGGACUAGUGUGUUGGAAGGUGCAAAUGUAGUGUAAUUAAAUUGUUACUGAGACAGUGAGGCAAUCCUUCUAUUUCUU
Molecule: messenger RNA, 763 nt
Organism: Cajanus cajan (pigeon pea)
Lineage: Eukaryota; Viridiplantae; Streptophyta; Magnoliopsida; Fabales; Fabaceae
Source: RefSeq, a predicted model, not a curated record